UUCCCCUGCCCCCACACACAUACCCUCCUGCACUUGGCACUUUGGGUGCACAUGGGAGAGGAAAACGAUGGGCAGGAUACAGCUUGGCCCUCUCCCACAAACAAAGGGCCAAGCCCUGACAUCCACAGCCCCUCUCCUCUGGCCAUCAUGCCCCCCUGUCCCACCCUGACACCCCUCUGCCCCUCCAGGUCUCAGCACCCUAUGAAGUGCCGCUGGGGCUGCCCACAGAGCCGGGGCGGGCGAAGGCAGCGGCAACGCGAGAGAGCACCGGGGCACUGAAGGCUUGGCUGGCACGACACCCCAGGAACCCCUAUCCCAGCAAGGGGGAGAAGGUGAUGCUGGCUGUGGUCAGCCGGAUGAGCCUCACCCAGGUCUCCACCUGGUUUGCCAAUGCCCGCCGACGCCUCAAGAAGGAGAACAAGGCGAGCUGGGCCACACGCAGCGCCUCAGACAGCGAGGACAGCGAGGGCGAGGGGGUCCCAUCGGGUGCCGUCCCCAUUCCCAGUUCCAGCCCCGCGCAGGAUGGGUGUGAGGGCAGUCCCAAGAUGAGGACAGGCCCUGGGCAGGGCAAGCAGCCCCAGAAACCCAAGAUUUGGAGUGUGGCAGAGAUGCUGGAAUCUCCUUCCAGCAAGAACAGGUGUCCCCCGGGGGUGCCAGUGGUGCUGGAGCAGGUAUAGGGCUGGGACAGGCAUCUCCUGUCCCCAAGGGCAUGGCUUGAGAGACACCCAUGGGACGCAGCAGC
Molecule: messenger RNA, 742 nt
Organism: Poecile atricapillus (Black-capped chickadee)
Lineage: Eukaryota; Metazoa; Chordata; Aves; Passeriformes; Paridae
Product: iroquois-class homeodomain protein IRX-3-like
Exons: 1
Coding region: 336-677 (113 amino acids)
Biological process (GO): neuron differentiation; regulation of transcription by RNA polymerase II; cell development
Cellular component (GO): nucleus
Molecular function (GO): DNA-binding transcription factor activity, RNA polymerase II-specific; RNA polymerase II cis-regulatory region sequence-specific DNA binding
Source: RefSeq, a predicted model, not a curated record